AUGGCAUUCGCGACAGCGGCACCUAUGAAACCCUCCGCGGGAGCACCUAGCUCAGGGUCCUCCAAUGAUGCUUUGUACAAGGAACUAUGGCAUGCCUGUGCUGGACCUCUUGUCACCCUUCCUUGUGAAGGGGAGCGAGUUUACUACUUUCCGCAAGGUCACAUGGAGCAGCUGGAAGCAUCAAUGCAUCAGGGGCUGGAGCAGCAAAUGCCUUCAUUUAAUCUGCCAUCUAAAAUUCUUUGUAAAGUGGUCAACGUUCAGCGUCGGGCUGAACCUGAAACAGAUGAAGUUUAUGCACAAAUUACUUUGUUGCCAGAACCUGAUCAAAGUGAGGUUACAAGUCCUGAUCCAUCUGUCCCAGAACCUGAAAAGUGUACUGUCCAUUCAUUUUGCAAGACACUUACUGCAUCUGAUACAAGCACCCAUGGUGGAUUCUCUGUUCUUAGGAGGCAUGCGGAUGAUUGUCUGCCCCCGCUGGAUAUGUCCCAACAGCCGCCAUGGCAGGAAUUGGUUGCAACUGAUCUGCAUGGAAAUGAAUGGCAUUUUCGGCACAUUUUCAGAGGCCAACCUAGGCGUCACUUACUUACCACUGGGUGGAGUGUGUUUGUUAGUUCCAAAAAGUUAGUUGCAGGCGAUGCAUUCAUUUUUCUGAGGGGUGAAAAUGGUGAGCUGCGUGUUGGAGUUAGGAGGCACAUGAGACAACAAACAAAUAUGCCAUCUUCAGUUAUAUCUAGUCACAGUAUGCAUCUAGGUGUACUUGCAACUGCUUCUCAUGCCAUUGCAACUGGAACACUCUUUUCUAUCUUUUACAAGCCUAGAACUAGCCGAUCUGAGUUCAUUGUUAGUGUUAACAAGUACCUUGAAGCUCGAAAACACAAGCUUUCUGUUGGGAUGAGAUUCAAGAUGACAUUUGAGGGGGAGGAAGUUCCUGAAAGAAGGUUCAGUGGUACAAUAGUUGGUAUGGCGGAUAAUAGAAGUCCAGCAUGGCCAGACUCAGAGUGGAGAUCCUUGAAGGUUCAAUGGGAUGAACCUUCAGCAAUCAUGCAUCCUGAAAGAGUAUCACCAUGGGAGCUGGAGCCUCUUGUUGCCUCUUCUACUACUUCAAACUCCCAACCACCACAGAGGAACAAGCGGGCACGACCACCAGCAUUACCAGCCUCCAGUCCAGAUAUUUCAGUCCUUGGUAUGUGGAAAUCCUCUGUUGAAUCUCCUGCUUUCCCGUUUGGUGACAUGCAGCAUGGUCGAGACCUCUAUCCAUCACCAAAAUUCUCUUCAGCAUCAAAGGGCAGCACUCUUGGUUUUGAUGCGAGUAGUCCAUUGGCAGCUGUUUCCAGCAACUCAAUGUACUGGCCUAACCAAGUGGAAAAUACAACUGAAUCAUUUACACCAGUUGUCAGAAAAGAAACCAAUGAUAGGAGACAGGGUAUUGGGAAUACGUACAAGCUUUUUGGCAUUCAGCUAUUUGACAACUCCAAUAUUGAAGAGGCUACACCUGCUUUUACCUUGUCUGAAGCAGUGGGGGAUGAUCAACCACUUCCAUCUUCAGAUGCAGACUCUGACCAGCAUUCUGAACCAUCAAAUAUUAAUAGGUCCGAUGUUCCUUCUGUAAGUUGUGAUGCUGAGAAGUCAUGCCUCAGAUCUCCUCAGGAGUCACAGAGCAGGCAGAUUCGUAGUUGCACAAAGGUUCAUAUGCAAGGGAUUGCUGUUGGGAGAGCUGUUGAUUUGACACGCUUUGACAAUUAUGACAACCUUCUCAAGAAAUUGGAGGAGAUGUUUGACAUUGAGGGAGAGAUGUGUGGAUCCUCCAAGAAAUGGCAGGUGGUCUACACUGACGAUGAAGAUGACAUGAUGAUGGUUGGAGAUGAUCCGUGGCCUGAGUUCUGUAGCAUGGUGAGGAAAAUUUUCAUCUACACAGCAGAAGAAGUGAAAAAGCUGUCACCCAAGAUUAGACUUUCAGCCAAUGAAGAGGUCAAACCGGCCAAACCUGAUCUUGACACAGUUAUGAACACUGAGGAUCAAUCAUCUAUUAUUGGACCCGGGUGUUGAUACGCUCACGUAGAAAGGAAUUAUCGAAAAGAAUGGAGGAAUAAACGUAAGCUGACUCUCAAGAAAAUUUUCUCUAUAGCUUAUUCAGGGAUUGACUAUACUAUAGUUGACAUGUCACCUGAAGAGAGUGAGACUUGCCUUGAAAAGAUAACAAAUUGGGUGUUAAAAAAGUUUCUUGUUUUGUUUUUGCGGUGGGAAAUCUCAUAGUGCAAUAAGCUCAUUCGAAGUACAAAUGGGCUUAAAGUUUGUCGCAUCAAUCUGGUGCUCAGCGUAGGAGAUGGAGAUUGAAUGUACUCCCUCUCGUUUCCUUUUUCUCUUUCGGUUCCAAGAUCUUUUUUAUAAGCAAUGUGCUACAUUUUAUCUGACGUAUAUAUAUAUAUAUAUAGCCCUCCUGUCUCUUGCUUUCGAUUGCAUG
Molecule: messenger RNA, 2461 nt
Organism: Pistacia vera
Lineage: Eukaryota; Viridiplantae; Streptophyta; Magnoliopsida; Sapindales; Anacardiaceae
Product: auxin response factor 1
Exons: 14
Coding region: 1-2046 (681 amino acids)
Biological process (GO): regulation of DNA-templated transcription; response to hormone
Cellular component (GO): nucleus
Molecular function (GO): protein binding; DNA binding
Source: RefSeq, a predicted model, not a curated record